UGCCCGUGCAUUGCAGACUGCAAUUUGCGGUCUACAGUACGGGCACAGAGCCCUUACGUUCGUGUGAACGAGCCCUAAGUAAAAAAAAAUAUAUGAAAAGUCACAUUUGUCCACUGAAUAUCCUACUGAAUGCUGCUGUACAGAGGUUACAGCGACAUGGCUGACCAUACAUCUCACCGUACAUAUCACUAAUACAUAUCACCGUACAUAUCACCAUAUAUAUCACCAUACAUACACUAUACAUAUCACCGUACAUAACACCAUACAUAUCACUAGCACAUAUCACCAUACACGUCACCGUACAUAUCACCGUACAUAUCAUUAUAUAUACACACCAUACAUAUCACCGUACAUAUCACCAUACAUAUCACCGUACAUAUCACUAAUACAUACACUAUACAUAUCACCGUACAUAUCACUAAUUCAUACACUAUACAUAUCACCGUACAUAUCACUAAUUCAUACACUAUACAUAUCACCAUACAUGUCACCAUACAUAUCACUAGUACAUAUCACCAUACAUACACUAUACAUAUCACCAUACAUAACACCAUACAUGUCACCAUACAUAUCACUAGUACAUAUCACCAUACAUGCCACCAUACAUACACUAUACAUAUCACCAUACAUAUCACUAGUACAUAUCACCAUACAUACACUAUACAUGUCACCAUACAUAUCACUAGUACAUAUCACCAUACAUGUCACCAUACAUAUCACCAUACAUACACUAUACAUGUCACCAUACAUAUCACUAGUACAUAUCACCAUACAUGUCACCAUACAUAUCACCAUACAUGUCACCAUACAUAUCACCAUACAUGUCACCAUACAUGUCACCAUACAUAUCACUAGUACAUAUCACCAUACAUGUCACCAUACAUACACCAUACAUAUCACUAGUACAUAUCACCAUACAUACACCAUACAUAUCACCAUACAUAUCACCAUACAUACACUAUACAUAUCACCAUACAUAUCACUAGUACAUAUCACCAUACAUGUCACCAUACAUAUCACCAUACAUAUCACCAUACAUAUCACCAUACAUAUCACUAGUACAUAUCACCAUACAUGUCACCAUACAUACACUAUACAUAUCACCAUACAUGUCACCAUACAUACACUAUACAUAUCACCAUACAUAUCACUAGUACAUAUCACCAUACAUGUCACCAUACAUACACUAUACAUAUCACCAUACAUAUCACCAUACAUAUCACCAUACAUAUCACUAGUACAUAUCACCAUACAUGUCACCAUACAUAUCACCAUACAUAUCACCAUACAUAUCACUAGUACAUAUCACCAUACAUGUCACCAUACAUACACUAUACAUAUCACCAUACAUGUCACCAUACAUACACUAUACAUAUCACCAUACAUAUCACCAUACAUAUCACUAGUACAUAUCACCAUACAUAUCACCAUACAUACACUAUACAUAUCACCAUACAUAUCACUAGUACAUAUCACCAUACAUAUCACUAGUACAUAUCACCAUACAUAUCACCAUACAUACACUAUACAUAUCACCAUACAUAUCACUAGUACAUAUCACCAUACAUAUCACCAUACAUACACUAUACAUAUCACCAUACAUAUCACUAGUACAUAUCACCAUACAUACACUAUACAUAUCACCAUAAUAUCACCAUACAUACACUAUACAUAUCACCAUACAUGUCACCAGUACAUUUCAGCUCAGCUGCUCUCAAACUACAACUAGCAGCAAGGCAUAGACUAGAAGGACUGCGGAGG
This is a messenger RNA of Bufo bufo (common toad), 1761 nucleotides long. Its product is annotated as histidine-rich glycoprotein-like. The transcript is spliced from 6 exons. The record is from RefSeq and is a predicted model, not a curated record. The coding region runs from base 485 to 1729 and encodes 414 amino acids. NCBI's taxonomy places the organism in Eukaryota, Metazoa, Chordata, Amphibia, Anura, Bufonidae.